Messenger RNA from Manihot esculenta (cassava), 3028 nucleotides. RefSeq lists its product as uncharacterized. The transcript is spliced from 3 exons. Gene Ontology annotation, molecular function: zinc ion binding. The record is from RefSeq and is a predicted model, not a curated record. The coding region runs from base 466 to 2250 and encodes 594 amino acids. Lineage: Eukaryota; Viridiplantae; Streptophyta; Magnoliopsida; Malpighiales; Euphorbiaceae.
AGAAAAAUUCACUUAAGAUUAUCGGAGAAAACAAUCUCUGGGAAGGUUUCUGUUGUGUUUCGUUCCACCACCUCCACCUCCUUCAAUUGCCCACGAUCCUAAAGGCCUCAGCUUCUCCUAUAUACGACACCACUACAAAAAGAAGAAACCCAUCUCACAAGGAAGGAAGCAAUAACAUAAAAGGACCAAAGCCCCUUUCUUUACUGCCACCGCAGGCCAUAACAGGUGAUUUGUUCUUAGUGAGUAAACCAAUUACUGUUGGAUUCUGACUGCAAUGAUCUUAUUCUGUCAGGAUGCUCCUUUCCAUUUCGCUGCUUGUUAAUUGAACCUGUACCAAUAUCUGACUGGACUUUGCAGUAGCUGUGUCUGGAAAAAUAUCAUUUUAGAACUGGGUCCAUUCUGUAUGCAGCAGAAGGGGAGGAGGGGAAAUCACAUAAGGCUGGUGCUCCUCUUUUUGGUGGAUUCAUGGCUGAACAUGCUUUAAUUGUGCCUGAUGUUUCUCUGCCUUUGAUAGAACAUAGUUUAGUUAUUGGACAAGAAUUUCCUGAUGUUGAAACUUGCAGAAGAACAUUAAAAGAUAUUGCUAUAGCCCUGCAUUUUGAUCUUCGGAUAGUGAAAUCAGAUCGAAGCCGGUUUAUAGCCAAGUGCUCCAAAGAAGGUUGUCCAUGGCGUGUCCAUGUUGCAAAAUGCCCUGGAGUUCCAACCUUUACGAUUAGAACAUUACAUGGGGAGCAUACUUGUGAAGGAGUUCGCAACCUGCACCAUCAGCAAGCAUCAGUAGGCUGGGUAGCCAGAUCUGUUGAAGCCCGUAUUCGGGAUAAUCCACAAUACAAACCAAAGGAAAUCUUGCAAGAUAUCCGUGACCAACAUGGGGUUGCUGUGUCUUAUAUGCAGGCUUGGCGAGGAAAGGAACGUAGCAUGGCUGCACUUCAUGGGACUUUUGAAGAAGGGUACCGCCUCCUCCCUGCAUAUUGCGAGCAGAUAAGGAAGACAAACCCAGGGAGCAUUGCUUCAGUUUUUGCUACUGGACAGGAAAAUUGUUUCCAGCGCCUAUUUAUUUCUUAUCGUGCAUGCAUUUAUGGGUUUAUAAAUGCUUGUAGGCCACUUUUAGAACUUGACAGAGCACAUCUUAAAGGAAAGUAUUUGGGUACAGUACUUUGUGCAGCAGCAGUUGAUGCUGAUGAUGCAUUAUUUCCUCUUGCCAUUGCUAUUGUUGAUACAGAAAGUGAUGAAAAUUGGAUGUGGUUCAUGUCAGAAUUACGAAAGCUCCUUGGGGUAAAUACCGAUAACAUGCCUAGACUUACAGUACUUUCUGAAAGGCAAAGAGGCAUUGUAGAGGCAGUUGAAACACACUUUCCUAGUGCUUUUCAUGGAUUUUGUUUGCGUCAUGUUAGUGAAAACUUCCGUGAUACAUUUAAGAACACCAAGUUGGUGAAUAUCUUUUGGAAUGCUGUUUAUGCCCUUACAACAGCUGAAUUUGAAAGCAAAAUAUCUGAGAUGGUAGAGAUUUCACAGGACACUAUAACAUGGUUUCAACGAUUUCCUCCUCAACUGUGGGCAGUAGCAUAUUUUGAGGGUAUGCGGUAUGGCCAUUUUACAUUGGGGAUUACAGAGUUGUUGUAUAAUUGGGCUCUUGAGUGUCAUGAGCUCCCAAUUGUGCAAAUGAUGGAGCAUAUACGCAAUCAAUUGGCAUGUUGGUUUACUGAUCGCCGUGAUACUGGUUUGAGGUGGACUUCAAUUCUUGUUCCAUCUGCUGAGAAGCGGAUUCUGGAGGCAAUUGCAGAUGCUCGCUGCUAUCAAGUCCUACGUGCAAAUGAAAUUGAGUUUGAGAUUGUGUCAACUGAGCGGACAAAUAUUGUAGAUAUAAGAAGUCGCGUGUGCUCAUGUCGCCGUUGGCAGCUCUAUGGUUUACCUUGUGCACAUGCUGCUGCUGCACUUAUUUCUUGUGGGCAAAAUGCCCAACUAUUUGCAGAACCUUGUUUCACAGUUGCUAGUUAUCGGGAGGCUUACUCACAGAUGAUAAAUCCUAUUCCAGAUAAAAGCUUAUGGAGGGAACCCGGUGAGGGAACUGAAGGUGGAGGUGCCAAGGUUGACAUUACAAUACGCCCACCCAAAACUCGCCGGCCUCCUGGAAGACCGAAAAAGAAGGUUCUUCGUGUAGAAAACUUUAAGCGCCCAAAGAGAGUUGUUCAAUGCGGACGCUGUCAUUUAUUAGGACAUUCUCAAAAGAAAUGCACAAUGCCAAUAUGAAAUAGGAGUUAGCUUCUUCAUAUUUCUUUCAUUUCUUAUUCUGAAAUCGCAAUAGAAUCCCUGUUGUGUUUGUAAUCUGGUGUAUGUUUUAACUACUACCUAGAAUAACAAGGAUAUAAUCCUUUCGGUAUAGUCCUCCAUUUGCAUAUAGUAGCAGUAUGUUAUUGUGUUUUUCACAUUUAGUUUGAUAGGAACAGUUCAAUCAUUAAAAACUAGCACUUGAUAGAAAUACUUCCAAUGCAUAUUUUUCUACAUUACGGCGCAGUUGUUAUGCAGGAAAAAUAUGCAGAACUAGCUGUGCUGACUUUUCUGGUUGUCAAUUACACUAGUGAUCUUGUAAAGCAAUAUCUCCUCUCUCCAGUAGCUUCUGAAUUCAUAGUUCUUGUUUGGUUUGUGAGAUAAUAUGGAAAUGGGAUGUUGGAAGACAACUAAGAGUGGUUUGUAGGGUUGAAAGAGCAAAUGCAAGUUCAAUGACCAAUGUCUUGGAAGGUGGAGAAUUGAAUAUGGCUGAUGGUGCGUAAUUCAAAUUCUCAUUCUAGAUUUUAUAAUGCUAGUCUGCAUGGUACAAUCUCUGACAGGUUCAUUGGUUACAUGUGUAGAAGGAGAAUCACAGGUUGGCCAACUGAUUAAGAAGCAGUAGCUUAACGUUGCAACAACCCAACAAAGGUACUUGGAGAUUGGAUAAUAAACUUAUCAGACUUGUAAUAUUUGCCUUACUGUUGAUUUGUCAACUUUUCUGGCCCCAAUGAGAACCGAAAUUGUACUCCUCCUAGUUCUA